UUAAACCGGGUAAAUACACACUUAGAAUUAGCCGCAGUGAAAAUAUUCAAGUAAAAAACACAAACAUGGUUUAAGUUCACAGUUAAAUUUGAGAGAAAGUUCGAGAUGGUAAGGAAAUAGAAGAAGAAGAUGAUGAAUCCAAAAACUGACAAGCUAGUGAGGCGGACGACGAUGGUGGCGACGGCGGUGGCCUCUUAUUUUCUCUUGACCGCCGAUUAUGGUCCCCAGCCCAAUGCUUUGGAUCCUGUUAAAAGGGCAAUACAAUCAGCUGAGAGUUCUAUGAAAGAUUUCAUCUUUGGAUCAAAGAAAGAAGAUCAAGAAAGUAGUCAAAGCAACAGUGCAAAAGAGCAGUAAAUGCAUCAGAAAUUUUCACAGUUUUGUUAUGAUUUUAGGUGAGAAAUAACAGUUUCAUAGAAAGCAACUUCCUUUUAAAUCCUUUGCUGUAAAUUUUUCUCAUGAGGUUUUAGUAUCUGUAAUUUGAACCUUAUAUGUUUUUUGUUACUAUGUUUGUUAAUGAUGAGUUUAUAUUUGAUGGUUUCUUUUUA
Mercurialis annua (annual mercury) is the source of this 545-nucleotide messenger RNA. RefSeq lists its product as uncharacterized. The coding region runs from base 130 to 354 and encodes 74 amino acids. Lineage: Eukaryota; Viridiplantae; Streptophyta; Magnoliopsida; Malpighiales; Euphorbiaceae. The transcript has 2 exons. The record is from RefSeq and is a predicted model, not a curated record.